Messenger RNA from Aspergillus pseudotamarii, 1593 nucleotides. Its product is annotated as amino acid/polyamine transporter I. Gene Ontology annotation, molecular function: transmembrane transporter activity. Gene Ontology annotation, cellular component: membrane. The record is from RefSeq and is a predicted model, not a curated record. Lineage: Eukaryota; Fungi; Ascomycota; Eurotiomycetes; Eurotiales; Aspergillaceae. Gene Ontology annotation, biological process: transmembrane transport. The transcript has 4 exons. Bases 1 to 1593 code for a protein of 530 amino acids.
AUGGACACUUCAGCUAAAUGUGCAUCGCAAGUCAGGGUCGGCGAUGUUCAACUGCCGGCCUCAAAAGAAAAGCUCUCUAUGGCGAACACCGCACAAGAUAAUCUGGACAUGCAACGGCUGGGCAAGACACAACAGUUAAAGAGAAAUUUCCGGUUUGUAUCUAUCCUCGGUUUCAACUGUACGUUAAUGGCAACCUGGGAGUCUAUUCUGCUCACCAGUAAUUACGGUCUAAUCAAUGGCGGACGAGCUGGGAUGGUAUAUGUUUACAUUGGCACCUUUAUCGGUUUUUUCGCAUCUGUUGCAUCAUUGGCAGAGAUCGCAUCGAGAGCUCCAACGGCGGGAGGCCAAUAUCACUGGGUUAGCGAGUACGCUCCUCCUUCCUGUCAAAGAUUUUUAAGUUAUAUCACAGGAUGGCUCGCGGUUUUGGGCUGGCAGGCAGCGUUCGCCAGUGUAUGUUUUCUCGUCGGAACUUUGAUUCAGGGUUUGUUGGUCACCAUAUGCUCUGUCCCGACCACACACCAUGUAUAUACGUUUGAGAGAUGGCAUGGGACGCUUUUGGCGAUUGCAAUUGCGGUUAUAGCAACCGUCCUCAAUGGGUGGGGUACUCAUUGGCUCGCCAGUCUUGAGCGUCUCUUACUGUUCAUUCAUAUUUUUGGGUUCUUCGUGGUGUUGAUCCCCUUGUGGGUUAAGGCCGACAGAGCAAGCAGUGUCGAGGUUUUUCAGACUUUUAGUAACACAGGAGGGUGGUCGAAUAUUGGAUUGGCUUGUUUAGUCGGCCAACUGACCCCGAUUUUCUCUUUCACAGGGCCAGAUGCAGCGACGCAUAUGGCGGAGGAGGUCCAGGAUGCUUCCAGGAUUGUUCCAUGGUGUAUGAUCUCGACUGCCGUGGUCAAUGGCACGCUUGGAUUCGUGAUGCUCAUUACUCUCCUCUACACCAUGGGUGACAUAGACUCGGUGCUAAAAGCGCCCAGUGGAUUUCCAUUCAUCACAGCUUUUCACAACGCGACCGGGUCGAUCAAUAUGGCGGUAGGCCUCGCGUGCAUUAUCUUGGUUAUGGAGGUCUGCAGUGCUUUGGGUAUCCUGGCAACCACCUCACGUCAGAUCUUCGCAUUUGCCAGAGACAAAGGACUUCCUUUCUCGAGCACCCUCGCCUAUGUCCAUCCCAAAUCUAAGACCCCGGUCUGGUCUAUGCUGUCUUCAACUUUGGUGACCAUUCUAUUGACCCUGAUCAAUGUUGGCUCCACGGCAGCUUUCAAUGCGAUUGCCUCGUUGGCGAUCGCAUCUAUGUUGACGACCUAUAUGAUCGCCAUUGCCUGUUUCUUUAUAGCACGCUGGCAGUCAAGAACAUCGCCUAGUAGUCCUCGCUUCUCUUUAGGCCCGUAUGGGCCAGUUAUCAACAUUGUAUCCCUCUUCUACCUUGCUUUCCAGAUCAUCUUUACCUUUUUCCCGACAACUAAAGAUGUGGUGCCCAAAACUAUGAACUGGUCGGUUCUAAUGGUGGGUGCAGUCACGAUCUUUGCUAUCCUGCAGUAUAUUCUGUAUGCCCGGAAGGUAUACCAUGCGCCUGUUGGUCGGACACUUCAAAAUCAGUGA